AUGAUUACGGACAACUUGUUAGGUAGUUGUAGUUCGGCCCCCUCGAAAAGAUAUCGUAGAAGAUGUAUAUACCUAGGUAGUGCGGCGACGGUGGUUGCGCUAUGGGGAGGCCGACAUUUGUCCAGAACGUGGGUAACUUCAAGAGCGGAUGAACUGAUAGCAAAACAGGUGGGAAAGGUUAGAAGUGCAACAAAGACGACGAUUGAGAUACCGAUUAGGAAGCAUCGAAGUGACAAAGCGUUGUUGAACCAAGUGGGAACCUAUCAGCAGCAGGAUGAAUGGUUCCACCACUCCAUGGGUUGCCUUAGCAUGCAGUGCCGGUUGUACAAUGCAGGCGGGUUCCUCCUUGACCGACCUUUCAUGGGUGAUUGGGUUGAAAACGGCGAUGUGGACGAGUACGAGAGCGAGGACGGCUACGAGGACGAAGGAGGUAGUUUCAACAAGCCGAUCUACGACUUCGAGAACACACAGUACUAUGGGGUGGUCGGCAUCGGCUCACCUGUGCCGCAAAAUCUCAAAGUCAUAUUCGACACAGGGUCCAGCAACUUGUGGGUUCCGGACAGCGACUGCCUUUGGACGUGUUUAGGACACGAUACAUUCGACCCAGACAAGUCCAAUACUUACUUACCCACGGACAAAAAAUUUGAAAUCAAAUACGGCUCAGGAUCCGUGAAAGGAGAACUGGCGAAUGAUAGUGUUUACAUCGGGCCGAUGCCCAUAACUAACUUCACUUUUGGCGUGGUUGAUGAUGCUCGCGGUAUGGGACUGAACUAUUAUGUAUCCCAAUUUGACGGCGUUUUCGGUCUCGGUUGGUCCAGUAUAUCAGUGGGUCACCUGGACGUCCCAAUCCCGGCGAUGAAGAAGCAAGGAUUGAUUAAGGACGCAGUAUUCGCUUUCCACUUGGGCACCAGAGACGGUGAGUCCGGAACACUGUCGAUAGGAGGAUACAAGGACAACGGUGCAAUCACGUGGAUACCGCUAGCAUCGAAGGACUACUGGACAAUAAGGCUAGAGCGGAUGCAAAUGGCUGUGAACAUCACGGAUACGGUUUCGGCAACCCAUGAUUCUUCAAGAUCCGAUUCAAGAUCCGAUUCAAGAUCGGACUCAUCGUCCGUGGCUGACUUGGAGGGUGGUCAUCAGGAGUUGAUACAGUUUGUCGAGAACUCUACAAGAGCGAUUGUGGACUCAGGUACAAGUUUGAUUGCUGCACCAAUAAGCGUCGUGGAGAAGAUAUCUCGCCUCAUUGGGGCCUAUAAAUUACCAUGGGUAUCCUCUAUCCGGUUCGUUUCAUGCGACAAAAAAGUCGAUCUUCCAAACUUGGACUUCAUCAUUAACAACACCAGCUUCAGCCUUACGCCAGAUGACUACCUCAUACAGACUUCUACGAAGUCAAGUGUACCAUGUGUACUUGGCAUAACCCCCUUUGACCUACCGAACUCGUCGGAACCGAUCAUCAUUCUCGGAGAUGUCUUUAUGCGUAGGUAUUACUCCAUCUUCGACUACGACAACUCGAGACUGGGCCUGGCGCCGUACGUUUAG
This is a messenger RNA of Gregarina niphandrodes, 1539 nucleotides long. Its product is annotated as aspartyl protease. The coding region runs from base 1 to 1539 and encodes 512 amino acids. Lineage: Eukaryota; Apicomplexa; Conoidasida; Eugregarinorida; Gregarinidae. Gene Ontology annotation, biological process: proteolysis. The transcript has 2 exons. The record is from RefSeq and is a predicted model, not a curated record. Gene Ontology annotation, molecular function: aspartic-type endopeptidase activity.